Neocloeon triangulifer is the source of this 2121-nucleotide messenger RNA. Its product is annotated as protein Cep78 homolog. Gene Ontology annotation, molecular function: protein binding. The transcript is spliced from 9 exons. The record is from RefSeq and is a predicted model, not a curated record. NCBI's taxonomy places the organism in Eukaryota, Metazoa, Arthropoda, Insecta, Ephemeroptera, Baetidae. Gene Ontology annotation, cellular component: centrosome. The coding region runs from base 434 to 1456 and encodes 340 amino acids.
UUUCUCCAGUGGGAACGAGGAAAUCGUCGGAAAUAGAAGAAGGCAAUUGAAUUAUUGGAUUACCUCGUGCAAGAGAGGACUUUUGGCUGAAUCUGGAUUUUGUGUACUCUUCGGUCUUCCCCAUGUCUGUCUCACUGGCCUCUUCAGUAUCUUUAAAAAGAGGCAUUUCAAUAUUAGUCCGUUGACCUGGAUUAAUAUUUUCUGCACCUUCGUCGCUUUCAUCUCGGUCGUCCAGGAACCGAUCGUCACCAUCAUCACUGUACUUGUCAAAUUCAAAGUCGUACUCGUCCUGCAGGUAGCUCGAGUGUGCUGGAGAUCCAUUCUGAGGAGAAUCCUUCCGUCUUGUGCCACCACCCUUGGAGUAGCUUUUGGUUUUGUGCGCCAUCCACAUCGUAUUCAUGGCGGAACUGCAGAUCAAACAGUGAAAAUAAAAAUGGAGUCUUCGCCGCAGACCAGUGCGAAUUUUAAAGAAGAGCUAGAAUUUAAAGACUGCUACGUCAAGUACUGCAAGGACCACAAAAUCAGCACUCCAACCAAGACCUUGGCACACCAGACCGAUCCUUCCAGUUUGUCGGUCAAUGCUGAUAGAAUGAAAGUUUCCGACUGGGAGGCGAUUUUUGUGGCUCUGCAGAAAGAGACUUUGAUCAAAAAACUUUGCGUCUUGAGCAGCAAAAGGAAGAAGGACUGGCUUAGCUCUGUUGACGAGAACGUCAAGAGCGAGUUCGCAGCCAGCUCGGUCAAGGGCCCUCCGAUCUUCACCAAUUACAUUUUGGAAAAGCUGCUCACGGCUGUGGUCAAGGCGUUGCUCCGGAAGGAGAGCGUCUGCGAAUUUCUCAAGCUCGAGCUGCCCUUGGGCCCGAAUUACUGCCUCCUGUUCAGCCAAGGAAUUCCUGGGGCUCUGAAGCUGCGUCGGCUGUCCUUGAGUGGCUGUAGCAUUGGCGACGAAGGGUGUCGGUACAUUUGUGACGCCCUCAAGAUGAUGCCACACAUCAGGGAGCUCGAUUUGUCCGAGUGCAACCUCGGCACUCAGUCUGUUGACAAGAUCGUCGACCUGUUGAAGUGCCACGGACUGAUUCUCUCCACUGUUGCCUGGGAGACUAGUUUCAGAUACAGGGCUCCAAAAAUUAACACCUCGAUGGGUCUUGCUCGACUUACUUUGAACAAAAAUCAGGAGAUUGGUGAUGAAGGCGCGAAAAAACUUGCAGAAGCCUUGAAAGAUGACAUGAGCCUUAAAGCCAUUGACCUGCAAGGUUGCAAAAUCACUGCUGAAGGAGCCACGUCCUUGCUCGGGAUGCUUCAUCACAACAAAAUUCUCAAGUUGAUUGAUGUGAGAGGAAAUGGGCUGUCCAUCUACAUGACCGAAACCAUCACCAGGGUUUUGCAUUGCAAGGAGCGCGUGGCCGCAGCCAAAAAAGACGAUUUCCCAGUGGAGUGGCUUCCUCUGGUUUCGAACUGAUCGGAAACCACCGAGAGUCAGUUUGUUUGUUUUUCAACUUCACUUUUAUGAAAAUAAAUAGAAGUGUGUUGUUCAAUACUGCAGACUCCUCUUUGUCUGGAUGUCGUCCAGCAUCUGUCUCAGCUCCUCAUCCUCAAAACGACCGACCAGACUGGGAAUCAGGGCCUUGGCUUCUUCAGGGGUUUCGGGGCACAGGUUGGCCAGGGAAGCAAGUUCAAACUUGUGCAGUUUUUUCUGGGCCAGCAUGCUGCGGACGCUGGCGAUCGUUUCCUUGUUUUUGAAUUUGCGGAAUCUGUUGGUGUAGGUGAGCGUUUUGACAAAGACGUCGGACAACUCUUGCUCCUCUUCGGCAGUUUCGUUCUGCUGGUGCCGGUGCUCGAGCAGCAUGUGAACCUCCGAUAUAAGCAAAGUUUCUGCGUUCUCAAACUCUUUUGGGAAUUGCAAGUCCGCUGCGUCUUCCUCUGGCUGCUCUGUGUUGGACAUUUUUCUACCUGAAAAUUAAUUACAGGUUUUAUGAAUUAAGCCUAAAAGUUCUUCAUUCAAAAAUCUUUAAAUAACUCAUUGACGUUGAAAUCUAUAAACUUCAUAUUUUAAGCUAUUUUAGGUUCAGUCUAACAUUUUAUAUUUUACUUACUGUGUAAUUUAGUUGAUAUAAAUUUGUUAAA